Impatiens glandulifera is the source of this 1628-nucleotide messenger RNA. Its product is annotated as putative MO25-like protein At5g47540. The record is from RefSeq and is a predicted model, not a curated record. Gene Ontology annotation, biological process: intracellular signal transduction. Gene Ontology annotation, molecular function: protein serine/threonine kinase activator activity. The transcript has 11 exons. Bases 272 to 1396 code for a protein of 374 amino acids. Lineage: Eukaryota; Viridiplantae; Streptophyta; Magnoliopsida; Ericales; Balsaminaceae.
AAUAUAGAUGCAAUCAAAUCUCAACUUCUCAUUCAAUUCAAUUCAAUUCAAUGCAAUGCCAUCAGCAGGAUUUCCCAAUCAACAUUCCUUCUUCCUCUGUUGAAUAAAUCACAGACAGAGGAAGAAGGAAAAGGAAAACUUUGAUCACAAUCCCUUUUGCUUAUACGAAAUAACAAUCUCUGCGCUAAUUCUUCUCCUUUCCUUAAUUUUCGAUCAAUCGAUCGAUCGUGGAGUUAUCUGUUUGGCGGCGGCCACACCAGGAAAGCUUGAAAUGUCAGACAGAAAUCAGUCUUCAGCUUUGAAGAAGAUCUUCGUUCGCGCACUUCGUAAUGGUGCCGCAAAGGGUUUCUUCAAGCAGAAGCCUCGUACGCCUCAAGAUGUCGUUUGCCAGACUCGCGCGCUUCUUGUUUAUCUCGAAGCCGAUCUCGGCGAAGGCGGACCUAGGCAUGUAGUCAAGAUGACGGAAUUGAAUAAACUAAUGCGUGACAUAAAGGUGAUCCUUUAUGGAGAUAGUGAAUCCGAGCCUAAUCCAGAUGCAUGUGCACAAGUGACUCAGGAAUUCUUCAGAGAAAACACAUUGCGCCUACUUAUUGUUUGUCUACCAAAAUUGGAUUUAGAGGCUCGUAAAGAUGCCACUCAGGUAGUUGCCAAUUUGCAAAGGCAACCGGUUCAUUCUCGACUAAUUGCCUCUGAAUACUUGGAAGCUAACCUAGACCUCGUAGAUAUUCUAAUAUGCGGUUAUGAGGAUCCUGUUCUUGCUUUACACUAUGGUGGAAUGCUGAGGGAGUGCAUACGACAUCAGGUAGUUGCAAGGCACCUUUUGGCUUCAGAACAUAUGAAGAAAUUUUUCGAUUACAUACAACUUCCAUAUUUUGACGUUGCUUCAGAUGCCUUAGUAACAUUUAAGGAGCUUUUGACCAGGCAUAAGUCUACAGUUGCUGAAUUUCUGUGUAAAAAUUAUGAUAUGUUUUUUGCUGAUUUCAAUUUGAAACUAUUGGAGUCUUCGAAUUAUAUCAUCAGAAGGCAAGCUAUUAAGCUGUUGGGUGAAAUUAUGUUGGAAAGAUCAAAUUCUCCUGUUAUGGUACAAUAUGUCAGUUCAAAGGACAACUUGCGGAUACUAAUGAAUCUGAUGAGAGAGACUAGCAAAUCCAUCCCAAUAGAUGCGUUUCACGUGUUUAAGUUAUUUGCCACAAACGAAAAGAAAACUCCUGAAAUAGUGACGAUACUAAUUGCAAAUAGAAACAAGCUUUUGCGGUUCUUGGCAGGAUUCAAGACAGAAAAAGAGGAUGAACAGUUUGAGGCAGAUAAAACUAAAGUUAUAAAAGAAAUAGCGCAGCUGGAAGCUGUUGAUCAUCCUCAGAUGACGAUGGAAAUGGAUAAAUGUAGUGAGUUGUAACUAGAUUAUUAUUAUUGUGUUAUUAUUUGAUUGAAAUUGUUCAUAUAAUCAACCCCUUUGAAGAAGAGAGUCAGACAAUGGUAACAGAUUUUGUGGAUUAUCAUUGUCAUGAUUCUCUUCUCUUUUAUUUAUUUUUUAUUAUUUUGAAAAGAAUAAAGACCAAUUGAAGGAACUAUUUGUAAAAUAAUCAACAUAUAUGUGUAUAUGUUUGUGUGUGAUAUUCAUUUAUUUU